Vidua macroura (Pin-tailed whydah) is the source of this 2132-nucleotide messenger RNA. RefSeq names its product coiled-coil domain containing 166 (gene CCDC166). Bases 1151 to 2005 code for a protein of 284 amino acids. The transcript has 2 exons. Lineage: Eukaryota; Metazoa; Chordata; Aves; Passeriformes; Viduidae. The record is from RefSeq and is a predicted model, not a curated record.
CAGCAGGGACACUGCACUGGACGUGGCCCCCAGGUCUUGGAUGACCAGCACCGGCGCUGCCACUUCGGAGCAGCGAGGCACUGCCGGCCCUCAGCCCACGGAGCUCACCUGGAACAGCUGGCACGGAGUGGAACGAGAUGAACUUCAAAGUCCCUCGAACCCAGCACCAUCCCAGGGUCCCACGGUGAUACGGAAUGAGAAAUCCAUUUUUCAGCUUUUUGCCACAUUUUGCCUGCUUCUUCCAUCUUUUUUUUUUCGCCUACCUCUCUUAGCUUUAUUUCCCAGUUUUACUCCUCAUGUUACAACAAAACUCCUCUUGAUUCCUGCAGAUUUUUGCCACCAUCUCUAUGACAGUGGAAACAGCUUCUUUUUAUUUCAACAUCCACCCUUUCACACAUCCAGUUCCCAAGGUUUUAAAGAAACCCUAAAACAAUCACAAACUCUUCCAGGUACAUGAAUUCCACAAAGCCUGCUAAAUGCAAUCCAGCUUGCUGCCCUGCGAGCUGGCAUCCCAGGAGAAGCUGAAGGUUUGCAGAACCAGCUGGGUGACCUUCAGGAGCUGCACAGCCUCCUGCCAGACCAGACUCACACUGGAUCCCUGCAGAGGGACGUGGGCAGGCUGGGCAGGUGGGAUGGGAUCCAUGGGAUCCAUGGGCCCGGGUCGGAGGUGUGAGGUCAGCCUGGCCGAGUGCUGCGUCCUGCCCUGGGUCACAACAGCCCCUGGAAGGCUCCAGGCUUGGGACAGUGGCUGGAAAUCUGGGGAAGGCUCUGGGGGUGCUGCUGACAGAGUUGGCCAGGGGAUGGGAUCCCCCUGGAGCCUCCCUGGGGAUCAGAUCCUGCCGUGGAAUCUGGCUGGGGGUGGGAUCCCCCUGCAGCCCUCCCCCUGUGACCUCAGCUCGUCUCCUUGGACACAGCUCAAACACACGGGCUCCAGGGCCAGCAGCACACCGGGAGCGCUGGGAGCAGGGAAAACCUGGGAGGAGGGAAGGAUGGGAAAUGCAAAUCCAGGAAUGGCACCAAACAGUUCUGUGUCAGACAUUUGAGCUGCUGGAGGAACCAGUUGGAAAUUCAAGGGCAGGACUGGGGCAAAAGCGUUGGCUCUGAGCUGGUGUUUUUCCCCUCUGUUCCAGUUUUACAGCUGGGUUGGGAUAUGGCAACCAAAACAAAGAACAGCAAGGAUGAGGCGGCACCCCAAGAAACAAGUGACACGGAGGACCCCGUUCGGGAGAGGAAACUGCACCUGCAGGAGGAAUGCAGGGUCCUCACACAGCACCUGGACACCUACCUGGGGAGAGCGGAGCAGCUCCUGCAGGGCAGCAAACGCCUGGAAAGGGAAGCCCAGGGCACUCGGGAGCAGAGCCAGUCCUACCUGCGCUGCGGAGCAAGGCUCAGCCAGGACCCGCCGGGCAUGGUCAUCACCCUCAACGACCAGAACCGCCAGGAUCUGGCCCAGAUCCAGGCGCAGCAGCAGGAGCUGGUGCCACGCUACGCUGGCAGGGAGCAGCAGGUGAGGAGCGCCCUGAAGGACACGGAGGCCGAGGCCUCGCGCCUGGACGCGGAGCUGCAGCAGCUGCAGCCCUACAGGGAGCGCAAGGUGCAGGCGGAGAAGAAGGUGAAGGCGCUGGAGAAGGAGCUGCGGGUCACCAGGAUCCGCUGCGCUGAGGAAACCCACGCUGUCAGGAGCAGGUUCCUGCAGGACAAGGCUGACUGCGAGCAGGAAUUCCACCAGAGGAUGCAGCAGCUCACCUGGGGAGCGCAGGAGCUGGCGCUGCAGGCUCUGAUCCAGCACGUGGAACAGGUGAAAGCCGAGAACAGGCUCCUGCGCCACGAGCUGCUCGGCCUCCUCCAGCACUGCCAGCUCCUCAGGGACGCCAGAAUCCAGCUGCAAGACCAGCAGGAGCAGCUGCUCCGGGAGAGCCGGUGCGCCCAGCAGACAGCGCUGCCCGCAGCAGCGCGGCGCCGCGGGGACAGCCUGCCCUGCUCGCCCGUCAGGGCGGGCCACUGACCCCACACCGCCUGGCCCUGACCUGGAGGAACCAAACAGGGAAGCAACCAAAUCCUUCUGGCAGUGGAAGCACUGAGGGCUUUGAGCUCUUGUCAUAAGGAUGCGUAAAAUACAAUUAUGGACCGGA